Molecule: messenger RNA, 2229 nt
Organism: Phascolarctos cinereus (koala)
Lineage: Eukaryota; Metazoa; Chordata; Mammalia; Diprotodontia; Phascolarctidae
Source: RefSeq, a predicted model, not a curated record
GUGAUGGGAGUUCAGGAUAGUUAAUACUCAGAGGCAGCGGGGCACUUUAUAGAUUAUCCAUGCCCUUAUUAUAUAUACCUACAUGACUUUGCCUGAAAAUCUGUCAUCAAGGCUCAGGAGCAGGUCUCAAGAAGCAACAUAGACUUGGAAAGAUGGGAAUGGCAUCCAAGGGAGAAAACCAGAAUGAGGACUGCAAGCAGACAACGCAGGCUGAGAUUCCAUUAGACACUGAGGCCCAGUUGCUGGCACUGCAGACAUCAGCCAGAGAAGGUUUGGAACACGUGAACAAAACGAAAGAGAAGAUCUCUAACCUCAACCAAGUGAUCAGGAGGCAAUGGAAUGAAAUCAAGCUGGUAAAAUCCCGGUGUGGGGAGCUCCAGGACUCCAUUGACACCACCAAACGACUUGAGAGGAUAUCUCUGAAGGUCACUUGGAGCAAACUAUCUGAGCUGGAAAGUGACUUGAAGAAGGCUGAAGAAGACACUGCCCGGCACCUGAAGAAGUUCCAGUUGAUGAGUAAAGAUAUAAAGACCAGCUACCUGAAGAAGACAAAAAGUGAGCUGCUCAGGAUGGUCAACAUUCCUCCAAUUGACAUCUAUGCAAAUCCCUAUGCUCAGGCCUUAGCUGCAUUAGAGUUGGAGGCUGGUGUUGGACCUGAGACCUCUCCUGAAAUCAAAAACGUCAAUGUUAGCUCUAACAGUGAAAAUGCAGUUAAGGAUUUGGAUGGGUUGGGGAUAAAUAUGAAUGACUUUGAGUCAAGAGGGGCAGAGAAAGGCCAGGGGGAGAAUCUGUCUACUUCACAAGGGCAGUCAGAAUCUAGGGUUGACAACGUCCUCAUGGGAACGGAAAUGAGUGAGGAUGACUCGGACAGCAGAAUCAGCAGUAGCUCUUCAAAUGUGAAAAGUAGUGAGAAAGACUCAGAAUGUGAAGUUAGUGAAAAAUCUUUCAGAGUCAAAAGCAGUGGGAGUGACUUGGGAGCCAGAGCCAGUGAAAACAAGGGUCCCUCGGGAGUGAAAAUGAAUAGAAGUAACUCAGGAGUUAGAAGCAGUUCCCCAGAAGUCAAACGCCUUCAGAGUCCCUCAGCAGUUAAAAGGAUCAGGGCUAACUCAAUGAAAUGCAGUGGGAAAACCUUGGGAGUCAAAAUCAACAAGAGUGAUUCAGGCCUCAAAAAUAAGAAUGGCUCCCCCAGAGGAAGAUACAGUGAGAACCUUUUGGAAGUCAAAAGUAGUGAGAGCGACUUGGGAGUCAAGACUCCCUCAGGAGUCAAAUCCAGCAAGAAUCGACCAGGAGUCAAACACACUGGGAGUUCUGCAGGAGUCAAGUCUGGUGGGAACCCUUCAGGGGUUAAACAUGGUGGAAGCCCCCUAGAAGCCAAACAAAGUGGGAGUCUCUUGGGAAUCAAACCAAGUGAGAGCUCCUUGGGAGUCACGGGAACUGGGACCAUGGCAGUGGUCAAAGCUGGUGGAAGCCCCAGCACAGCCAGACCCAGAGAGAACAUCCCAAGAGUUAGAGAGAGUGGGAAUCCCUUGAGAGGCAGACAAAGUGAAUUCACUUCAGGAGUCAAACAGCGAGAGAGAGUCUCAGGAGACAAAAGAAAUGAAAAUUCCUCAAGACUCAAACUCAGAAAGGGGCCCUCAAAGGUUAAAGUUAGUGGGAGCCUCUUGGGAGUCAAAAUCACUGAGAUUCCCUCAGGAGUCAAAAUGAACAAGAACCCCGCUGGAGUCAAAGGCAGCAGAUGCCCCCCAGGAGUCAAAAGCCAGGACAGCUCAGCGGGCCGGGUCAAAUCUGGUGGGAGCCUCUCAGAAGGCAAAGUCAGUGGCAGCUACUUGGAGGUCAACACUACGGCCAAGACUGACCAGAAUAGUGCCGUGGGUCCAAGUGUACAAAAGUCACAUUCCAAAUAAGAGAGGACAAAGCAAAAGUCCCUCGCCUGUCUCUGUUGAUGAAAGUCAUUCUUUAUGACUUUCAUCAGACCCUUUCCUUUUGACAUUUGUUUGAUCAUUUCGACUGAAGUCAGGUAAGAAACUCCACCAUAUUCACCAAAUCACUUUAUCUCUUGUCCUGUCCCCACAGAGGAUGGGGCCAUCCCCUAGGCCACAUUCCUUAAGAGUUGGCUUCCCUUUACUUCACUCUACUCAGAGAAGACUACCUAGUGCCCUGGCCUCAGGAUCCUGGUUGCCAAGAUGUUCAGCUUCCUAGCUAGCCUCAACUCCCUUUGUGUAGUGUAAA